Messenger RNA from Dermacentor andersoni, 2684 nucleotides. RefSeq names its product ribonuclease Z (gene RNaseZ). The record is from RefSeq and is a predicted model, not a curated record. Gene Ontology annotation, biological process: mitochondrial tRNA 3'-end processing. Gene Ontology annotation, cellular component: mitochondrion. Lineage: Eukaryota; Metazoa; Arthropoda; Arachnida; Ixodida; Ixodidae. Gene Ontology annotation, molecular function: 3'-tRNA processing endoribonuclease activity.
CUACAGGUAACGCAACAUGGUCGCGCCCAUGUAGUUUAUUGCAACGCUGUUCAAUGUAUGGCAUGUGAGACCAGCAAAACCUCAAAAGCGCUUGCUGCAAGUGGCCCAAGCCAAUGACAGCCACGCUAGCCUUUGUGCAAAGGCUUUUCCACUGUCCUCGAGCAGCAGUUCGCGCUUACAGCAAUUCGAACGCGGAUGCCACUGAGCGGCUGCUCAAGAUCAUAGAGAGCAUGCCGAAGGUGCCGACCGCUGCCAUACAGCUGAGGGCCCAGCGCAUCAGUGCGAAAGCCAAGAACGCCAAUAAGCCCAAGCCUCGGCCGUCCGAAAUAUCGCUCUGGGUUCUGGGCAAUGGGGGCCCGGCGAACCCCCAGUCUCUCUACGUCAGCACCGAUCAAGGACGAUACCUGUUUAACUGUGGAGAAGGUACGCAGAGGCUGGCGACCGAACACAAGAUGAAGCUGUCCAAAUUGGAGCACCUCUUUUUCACUCACAACAAAUGGAAAAACUUGGGCGGGCUCCCUGGGCUGGCUCUGACUGUGCAAGACAUUGGAGUACCGGAAUUCUUCAUCCAUGGCCCAGCGAACAUGGAGCAGCUGUUUGAAAUGACCAAGGGAUUCAUGAUGGUGCAGAAUAUAACGAUAACCAAGCGAAACCCAUCAGACAAAGUGUUUUCGGACAACUGCAUGGAGGUUGUUUACGUCCCCUUGUUCCCAGAUGAAGCUGUAGAUUCUUCUGAAAGUGAGGAAAAUGGUGCUAAAAGGCAAAGAAGAUGUUCUCAAGACGACCCCGACAGUGCUCCAGUGGUAGCCUACAUCUGUAAGCCGCACAGCCGACCAGGCCAGUUGAACUUGGAGAAGUGUGUGAGCUUUGGUGUUCCACCUGGCCCUUUACUAGGAGAACUGAAGUCAGGUCGAGAUGUGACGCUUCCCAAUGGCACAGUUGUGAAGUCAAGUGAUGUAGUGUCUCCAGAAGAAGCCGGCCCGGUAUUUAUUGUGGUUGAAGUCCCUUCUGAAGACUACCUGCAGUCACUGCUGGAAGCCGAGCAAUUUAAGAGCCACCAAGUCACAGCCAGCGAUGAGAAGCAAGCAGCCAAAGUGGUUGUUCAUUUCACCCCGUCAUCUAUCAUGAGGCACCCUUCAUACAUGGAAUGGAUCAAGAGGUUUCCUGCAAGCACAACCCACCUGGUUUUAAACGAGUGCGCCAGCUCACUGAGCAGCAUUGCACUCCAUCGAGCACAGCAUCGCCUCCAUCUUCUCAGUUCGUCCAUAUUCCCAUUACUGCAUGUAGAGGAGUCGUCAGGUCUUCCUAAGGAGCUCACUGAACUAAACUGUGUUGUAGGUGACACACUGUCAAAAUACAGGCUGCGUCCAUUUCGAGGACUUCAAAGGGACUCGGUUGUUCGUGUCGACCCCGAAGCCUACGUGCAGGAGGCCCACUCUAGUUUAGGCUUCACCGAGAAGCUUGAAGAGCUGAGAGAUGCUGCUGCAUCGAAGAAAGAUGAAGCGUCUGGCAAGCCCUCUCAUCCCGAAAUCCUGUUCCUUGGUACUGCGUCUGCGAUUCCCGGUAAAGACCGUAACGUCAGCGCCAUUCUCGUCAAUGUCAGUGAGGACAUGACAGUCCUUCUUGACUGCGGCGAAGGCACGUUUAAUCAGCUCGUUCGGUUCUAUGGCCCCGAACGUGCCAGGCACAUAUUGACUCGACUUGACUGCGUCUUUAUCUCGCACCUUCAUGCUGACCAUCACUUGGGUUUGGUCAAAGUGUUGAAAGAAAGACAAUCUGCCUUUGAGAUUCUGGGCAUCCCUUACAAGCCUCUUCUCGUGGUGGCCCCGAGGUUUAUGGUGCCGUGGAUGGCCCGCUGUAGCCGGGCGUUCGACUCGGUGGCGGAACUUUUCAGGUAUGUGGACAAUGCUUUGCUGCUUUACGACCAAGUGUCACCAUCUCCAGAGAAGUUGGAGUUGCUGCAGAAGUUAAAGCUUAAAGACUUCAGCACCGUGCUGGUUCUGCAUUGCAAGAAUGCCUACGGUGUGACCAUCACUGCAGAGACGGGCUGGAAGCUGACCUACUCUGGUGACACCAUGCCGUGUGAUGCCCUUAUCGAAGCCGGAAAGGGAAGCGACAUACUCAUCCACGAGGCGACGAUGGAGGACGACUUAGCCGAGGAAGCCAUUGUCAAGACUCACAGCACGACAAGCCAGGCAAUCGAGGUUGGCGAGCGGAUGGAAGCCAAGUUCACCCUGCUGACCCACUUCAGCCAGCGUUACGCCAAGCUGCCCCUCAUCUCGGACAAGUUCCACGGCAGCGUGGGCUGCGCAUUCGACCACAUGCUGGUGCGGCCAAGCGAUCUGCCCAUGCUACCGCUGCUCUUCCCAGCAUUGAAGAGCCUGUUUGCUGAACACUACGAAGAAAUGCAAGAAAAGACUGCAAAGAAGCUACGCCAGAAAGCGCUGCUCAACGCGUCGAUGCACACGCCAGACCUCAAGCAUCAAACAUCUGCUCAAUAGCGAUGAAUUUGUGUGAAUCGUGUAGAUAAGUUGUAUGUGUAAUGUAUAUGCGACACGCCGGCUGAACAUUGUACAUUGUCAAUGUUGAUUUCAUCUUCUGUAUGUACAAGACGCAAAAAUAACCGUAAAUGACUAGGAUAUGUACGAGCAGGUAAAUAAAUGCUGAUACAGCCAACUUGCAAA